GGGCCGCAGGGGCGCCGUGCGGGCGGCGCCGGCGCGGGGCGGCGGGAUGUCGGGGCCCAACGGGGACCCGCAGGUGCCGGGGGGCGGCGGCGACAUCCCCGGGGAUGGGGACAGCUUCGAGGAGGAAGAAUAUGCAGCAAUAAACUCCAUGCUGGACCAGAUCAACUCCUGCUUGGAUCACCUGGAGGAGAAGAAUGAUUAUCUACAUGCCAGCUUGAAAGAACUGCUGGAGUCCAACCGCCAGACCCGCCUGGAAUUCCAGCAGCAGAGCAAGCAGCGGAACAUGGAAGCUGAUGUGCAGGGAUCACAGCCUCCUGUCUAGUGUGCUGGCCACAAGCUACUCAGUUGGUGUUGCUAAGGGGACAGUUACUGGUCACUGAUUUAACAUAAAACUUGAAUAGAAGAGGUACCUUGUGCUUGUUACUUGUUCCUUCCUGUGGUUGUGUCCUGCCAUUCACCUCCAUGUUCUGUUUUUCUCUAGCUGUGUAAUAGCUGCAGAAGCACAUAGGUGGAUAGAUGCAGGAAAGCUGGUUCUUUCUGCUCCCCAGCAUGAGUCUGGGACUGACCCCUGGGUUAAAGAUGGUUGUAGGAAAGAAGCCUGAUGCCAUGCAGGUUGUUUGCAAGCAGGCCCUCUUCACAAUGGAAAAGUUCUCUCUGCUCUUUUGCACUGCUGAAUCCAAACAAGGAGGGCUGUGGCUCUAGGCUCUUCCCUCAAAAAGCACAGCAGGCAGAGUCUGUCCUGACUACCCCUAGGCUUGCCCCAAAGUGUAACUCUGGUGACAGAUUGGGAGAGGGGGGCCCUAAGCAACCUCCUGCCUUGAAACUACAACUUCCCCCUUACUCACCUGAACGCUGAUAUAAGAACUAAGGGCAGAUGGCCCCAGAUCACUGGACACUUCUAUCUCCUUCCAAGCAGAUAAGUCAAGCUACCAGGGUGAUGGUUUUGACUACUAAAAUUGGGAGCUGCCUAAUUCCUUAAGCUGCCAUUAGAGGACUGGGGUGUUAGAGGCAGAGCAGCCUGGUUAGCCCCCAGCACAGCUUUAGCCAUGCAGAGCAAAGAGAGAGGGACCUGCCCUCCCUGUGCAUUUUGACAGGAGGAUGCAUGAGCAUUCUGGUCUGAAACUUUGUGAUCUUGUCAGGAUGCCCUGUGGCCAGCACUGUGACGCAAGUCUUAAUUGUUUCUGUCAGAGUUAAAGCAGGGGUUUUUUGAAAGUUAAAGUAAUAUUGUAUCAGAAAUCUGUUUUAUUAAAAUCAGUUUGAAACAAAA
Molecule: messenger RNA, 1267 nt
Organism: Apus apus (common swift)
Lineage: Eukaryota; Metazoa; Chordata; Aves; Apodiformes; Apodidae
Gene: BBLN
Product: bublin coiled coil protein
Exons: 2
Coding region: 47-322 (91 amino acids)
Source: RefSeq, a predicted model, not a curated record